CUAUAAUUGAUUGAGUACAACAUUCUGGGGUACUUUUGAUGAAAAAAGGGUAUCAGGCCUUGGUUCAGGAACCAAUCUCCAUUUAUAACAUUGUUUCCUUUGGGAAAAAUGGUUCCAAGUUACGACGUUUCGACUUACGACAUGGUUUUCAGGAACUAAUUGUGUCGUAACUCCGAGGACUGCCUGUAUUAUUGUCUAUAGUUGAAUCCUGAAGUAGCAUUUUGAGCAGGAGGAGAGGUUAAGUAGCCCACAACAAAGUUGGUUUUUGUUUGCCUGUGUGAGUCAAAGCUUAAGGUCUCAAAGUGGUAGGCGUUCUGUUCUGGACCUCCACCCAGAUCCUGAUGCCAUGGAUGUACCCAAUUACAUCUAAAAAUGUAAUUGGGUACGCUGAUUUCAGCAUGGGUUGAGGCCUUAUUUUACUACAUCAUUCAAACAGACUGAAUGCUUUACAGAAACAAAGAGCACAAAAGAGUGGACAGCAUGUGGUACAAAUACAUUGCACUGAGGCUGCUUUUGCUCGUACUGCUAGGGAUGAUGAUCUUCUAGCCAAACCUUAUUCUCUAACCCAUCCACAUUCAGUAAUGGCAGUCACCCCCUCCUCUCCUCCCUUUGAAAUUCCUUCUGCAUAUUCCUCCUUUCUCUCUUUCUAGUCUACUUUAUGUAGGCUCCGUAUCACCAUCAUGGCUAUAGUGUCUUCCAGUAGAGCAAUAAUAAACUUUGUGAGUUGCAUGUGUCAUGUGCAUCCUCUCCAAUAUCCAGGAAAGAAUAGUCUGCAGCGGACUGGUUGUUUAUGUACAUACAGCUAUGUUUUUAAAUUGUAGAUAGCAGGGCAUCCUGUACUUGAAGCAGUGUGCACUAAAAUCUGUGAUGGUAAUUAGGCUCUAUGUAACUUCUUUCAGUCUUGAACCAGUCCCUGGGAAAGCUGUUUUAUGCCUUUAUCUUAAAAAAAAAAAAAAGUCUGUUUUGCCUGAAGAGCAAAGUUGCCCGCCAGUGUCCUUGGAGAUUUAAGUGUUCUUUUAGAUUAGCGGGCCUAGGCAAUUGAGCACCUUGCAAAUGAGGAACAGGACCUUGUCUAAUCUAUGUAGUCUUUUGCCUCAUCCUCCUUUCCAUAGUACCUCUGGGCUCUUAUGGUUUCUUUUCUGUGCAGAUGACUGCUAAACAUGCCUCUGUGCUCCCAGCUCCUCACUUAAGUCUCCUAUCCCCUACUGUCUUUCUGACAUUUCUCCCUUGAUGUCUUGUUGUCAACUUCAGUGCAACAUGAGCUGCUUAUAAUUCUCUUCCAAUUAUUUCCCUUUUCUAUCAUAGUGAAUAAAUCAUGCACUCUUGAUAUUGUAUAUAAUGCCUCUCACCUCUUCUGUCAUUAGGUGAUGGGCUAAUCCUACCAAUUCCUCCUCUCCAUCACCUGCAUUUCUCCUGUCAGUAGCUUGUCUUUAAUUUGAUAGUUGCAGCUUUUUAUGGAACCUCCUUCUCUUUGACCUAUUUAAUUCUCACCAUGCAUCUGCCUAGGCUUCUGCCAAAAUCUCACUCCUGUCCAAUUCCUCCGUAUGGUAGUAUCACACCACCUUGGGAGGGCAAUACAAGGGUGUGCAGGUAAUCCAGGAAGUUUUUGGAGAGUACAGGGGACAACUUCCUGAUGCAAGUGCUGGAGUGGCCAACUAGGGGCCGUGUUCUUCUUGACCUGCUGCUCAUAAACAGGGAAGAAUUGGUGGGGAGCGCAGUAGUAGUUGGCAACUUGGGCAGCCAAUGAGCUCAGGUGAUUGAGUUCAGGAUCCUGAGGAAAGGAAGGAAGAAGAGCAGCGGAGUAAGGACCCUGGACUUCAUAAAAGCAGUCUCUGACUUGCUUGGGGAACUCCUGGAUAGGAGCCUCUGGGAAGCUAGAUGGAGGGGGAGAGAAGUCCAGGAGAGCUGGCUGUACUUUAAAGAAGCCUUACAGAGAGUGCAGGAACAAACUAUCCUGAUUAUGAUUGAAGUUCCCCAAGAGAACCAGGGCCUGUGAUUGGGAAACUUCUGCUAGCAGUUUGAAGAAAGCCUCAUCCACUACUUCCUCCUGGUCUGGUCGACUGUAGCAGAACCCCACCACAUCACCCUUGUUGCUCUCCCCUCUGACCCUAACCCAGAGACUUUCAACAAGCCUACCUCCAGUUUCAUACUGGAGCUCUGAGCAAUCAUAUGGCUCUUUUACAUCAAGUGCAACUCCUCCUCCUCUUCUCCCUUACCUGUCCUUCCUGAACACUUUAUACCCACCCAUGGCAGUGCUCCAGGCAUGCGAGCUCCCAAGUCUCUAUUAUUCCGAUCAUGUCAUAGUUCCCUGACUGUGCAAGGAUUUCCUAUUGGAUGCUUACCUUACUGGGGUCAUCUGACCCCAGCUGACUUCCUGCCCUUUGGGCAGGGGGCUGCACCCAAUGAUCUUGCAAGGUCCCUUCCAGUCCUAAUGUCUAUGAAACCUUACGCCUGCCCUGGCUAUUCUCCGAGUGUCAACUCCGUUUUUUGCUCUGCACAGUUCUGCCUCUACCUACAGUUCCCGUCUCCUUCCUCAACUUCCUUCAUGCUCCGCUGACUUUCAUACCUCAAGACUUUCUCCCAUAUUGCUUUCCCACUGCUUUGAAGGAGCUCCUGGCCCUGUUCUCCAUGCAACAUUCACCCUCCACUCCCUCCUUUUGUGGCAUUCCUUGAGAGAUUUGCUUUUCAGUGUUGACCUUUUCCUUAUUUUUUAAAAGGAAAAAUCACAACCAACCUAUGGAACAACCUAACUUAAGAAACGGCAGCAUGGUGUAUAAGUAGCAUCAGAAACAACCUCCUGCCCUUACACAGUGUCCCUCCCCCUCCUUGUCUCUUAUCAUCAUCUGUCCCUUUACGCGAACCUCGUCUGCAGGCCUCCCAACUCAAGAACCUGUUUUUAUUUCUCUGUCAAGUUCCUUGGGCCUGUAGGUAACAGCUUUAUCACUGCAGGUCCCUCAUUAAACAUUUAAAACCAGAAGUUUCCAAAUAGAAUUGAAUUCAAGCCCUCACUGCAAAAUGGCUUUGGGAGUCUGUCUCAUGGUAGGCAUUGAAUUAAAAAAAAAAAAAAAGGAAAUAAAACCCCAAAUCAGAGCACAAGCCCAACAGAGAACAAGCCCAAGCUUUUUACCAGAAAGAGACAUUUCCCUGAACUUAAAUCCUUGCACCAGGCACACUGCUGAGGAGAAAAACAGCUCCCUGAAUGUAAGCAAGGGGCUCUGCUCUGGGCACAUGGAGCUAAUUGUUGGAGGCCGGUUGUAAAGCAGUGGUUCUCAAAAUUUUUGUACCAGGACCCAUUUGUAAUCACCAAUGGCCAGUCCUAACCCAGGGCCCCUCACUUAUAACCCACUACGCCUGCCCCCAGCCCCUUGCAGGCUGGAACUCUGCCAGCUUGCAAGGGAAAACCCGGGCUCCCCGUGUGUUUUUCCUUUAAAAGUUUGCUCCGGCCCCUUUCAUGUACAGUCUUGCAAUCCACGGGUUGAGAAAACGUUGCUGUAAAGGACGCUGAUUGCCAAGCUCCGUGGGAGGUUGCCCACGUGUGCGAGAGGGCAAUGCCCUGAGCUGCUUCCCGGGUUCCCUCAUCCUUGGAGCUCCUGGUGCGGCUCGGCCCCACGGCUUCCCCCGCGCACGGCGCCGCUCAGCUGCACCGCGCGUUUCCCGGGGGAAGAUGAAGCCGUGCCGGGCGGGGGUUCAUUCUCGUCAGCCCCUGGGCCUGGGUCCGGCCACGCUCCGCUUCUCUACAUUGGAAACCCGACGGGACUCGCGGGGAGCAGGGCACCGCCGAGCGGGCACCCCCUCCCGCGCUUCGUGCCGCCGCUCGCGGGGCGUGCGUGCGCUCAGCCCCGGCUAUUCCCCGAAGUGCCAGUGCGGGACUGGAGGCUGAGUCACGUCCUGCCCGGCGGGGCCAGCCUGUGCUCAGCGUGCCGAGGGACGGGCUCUCCCGGGUUGAGCCGGGGAGGGGGGAGCCCUGCCCUGCCCUUUUCCUGCAGCUCCUGAUCACAGCGCUGCGGUUCCUCGCCUUGAUCUCAUCGCGGCUCCGCACGACACCCUCGCCCUGAACCUGACAUCGCCUCGCGAAAUGAUCAAGAUAAAGGGAUGCAGAUUCAUGAGCCCAGGAGGACAUUAGGAUCAUAAAAAAGCAAGCUGGAAGGACCCUGAAGAAGCCAUCUAGUCCAACCCCCUGCUUAAGGCAAGAUCAUGUGUCUAAAUUAUCUUAGACAACUGUCUGAUAACCUGUUCUGUUGCCAAAGCUUCAUCCAGAAUACAGAUGACCUGCACCAGGUUCAAGGGGAUGAAGACCUAAACAAAAGCUGUCAAAACCCCCAAGCCCAACACUUCAUCAAACCAGUGACCCAAACUCCUGGCGUGUUGUGACAAGGCUGACAAGACAGAGUAAAGCAAAACGUUCCCAGGAGGCCAAGGCUGCUGGCCUUGGUUUAGGUUUGGAAGGCUGCACAUAAGACAACAACAUGAAAAGGAGUGAGUGUGGGAUGUGAAAUUAAUUCAGUUGAAACAGAGUCAUAAUAAAAACUCCUACUUUGAUUCUCACAUCUUUAAUUGAUUUAUUUACUUUUUAUUGGUCUGCUGUAAACUCAAACAGAUUUCAUUCUAGGCUGCCAGAGAGAGCAAAGGCAGUUCAGACAGAGGUUGAACAUAUGUCCCAGCUUACAGGGAUUGACCCAGGCUUGAGGAACAAUUUGAAGGUCACAGACAGCUCAAGUGAAACCAAGAUGCUGUUUUCAGUAAAACCAGUGAGGCGUUCAGCUGGUUACUUCUCUCUGCUUGCUUUGCCCUGCCAGGUAGGCUGUGCCCCCUUGACUACUCUGCUGCUUCCUUGUUGUUGGAUUUGAAAUGGCUUCUGCUCGCUCACUGGGUUACGAGAUGGGACCUGGGACAGUGCAAUGCAGUAAGGCAGCAAAGUCUGUGAAGCAGCACCACAGCUGCUAGAGGUGGCAAACUUUUGAACUUAAAAUGUGAUUUUUAGUUUCAAUUCAGGCCCUGCAGAGCAACAGGAGCGGAGAUUGUGGUACUCUAUUAUUCGAGGCCUCUAUUACAGGAAAUGACAAAGCAAGAUCUCUUCUCGGCAUGUCUGUGCUUGUCCAGGUAGAAGUUAAAGAUAGCACUUUUGCAACCACAGGAAUAUGCCCACUAAUAUUAUUUCUCUUUCUCACUGAAUAAAGCAAGUUGACAAUUUUGCAUUGGGCAGGUUAGAUUUGCACCCUGGGCCGGCAUAAAAGCGACUGCUGUGCUUCGCUACACAUACCGUCAUUUGAUCCUCUCUCGGUUUUGCCCGGCAGUCUUGCCUCUGCCGGCAGUAUUCAAUGCACAAGCAAAACCAAACCCUGUUCUUUCCCAUGUCUUAAAGCCCUCAGGUGGCAACCGCAGCUAACUCGCGUUAGCGGAAGUGCUGCCAGGCAGGACCUGGGAGUCUCCAGUAUUGCUCAGGGACCGAGGGUCCUGCGCGGCUUUUGCUUUUCCAGGCAAGUGCGUUGUCACCCUGUGUAGGACGCACCGGGUGCUGCCCCUCUUUCCUUAUCCGCCCCCCCGGCUCGCUCCUCCCCAGGAAAGAAAGGCGUGUGAUCUCCACCCCUGCUUUAUUUCACACGCCAGGCAAGGCUGUCUCUCAACUCGCUGACCCGCGGCUCCAGCCCUUGCAGCGAGGGGACGCCCCGCCCCCGCCGGCGCGCGACUCUUCCCACUCUGCGUCACGUUCGAGUCACGUUCCCUGGGCGCCGGUUGCCAUGGCGCCCAGGGAAGCCGUUGGCGCCGCGCGAGACGCCGAGUUAAACACCUGCUGCUGACCGUGUAAUCCCCACCAGUCCUGUGUCUUCCUGCCUCACAACUGUGCCUGAAUUUUGGAAGGCCAUGGAUCGGCAUCUUCCUACGCACGCAUUACCUGAAGAAAUCCAGAAGAUGUCCCGGGAUGAAACAGUAUGUAAAUAUUGUGGAGUCAGCUAUCUGAUCCUUCAUGAAUUUAAGCUGAUGGAAGAAAAAGUAAAAGCCAUGGAAAACAAGAUGAAGUUUUAUGAGGAAAGUGUAGAACGGGAGAAAAGGCUUCAAGCAGAAUUGCAGUCUCUUAGCCAGGACUUUGAACUUUGCAGAACUGACAGUGAAUCAAAAACAGAAAGAAUACAAAAUCUAACCCUGCAGUUGAAAAACAAACAAGAUGAAUUGCAAAAUCUAAAUGGGGAUUUGAGAUGUUUCCAAGAAGAGAAAGAAGUUGUAUAUAAGCAGUUGCAGCUGUUCAGAAGAAUAUUGGAGAACCACCGGUUAACUCUGCAUGAGGCUCUUUCAUUACUUCUCUUUGUUAGAACUGAGCCAGACAGUAUUAAACAAGUAGUGGCUAAUAAUCUAGAUAGCUGGACUACACUGAAAGAAGAGAUUUUUCGACAAAUAAAAACUUUAAGCAAAGCAGUUUUGACAGAGAUAUCCAUAUUGAAUAAAAGGUUGGCAGAAUCCCAAAAGAAUAAUGUGUCCCUCCAAGAAGAGGUGAAACAGCUGAAGUUGGUGUUUGAUGAAGUUGAACUGAAAACUCAGCAGCUUCAGCACUCACUCCAGCGAGAGAAUGAAUUACGAAAGGAAACAUUAGAUUUAACAAAUCAAGUAGAGACAGUUGGACUCAAAUUUCAGAAAGUAACAGCUGAACUGGACCACUACAAAAAUCUAUUCAUAAUGAAAACAACAGAAGUUGACAGCUACCAAAGUGAACUAAAAAAACUGGAGCAUGCAAAUGACAUUUCACAAUCAAGGCUUACUAAUGAUUUAAAAGAAAAAGAAGAGUCUUUGCUAGUUUGCCAACAAGUAUGCAGUCAUUUACAGGAAGAAGUGACUGAGAAAGAGAGGCAAGGAGAAGAGCUAAAAAUAAGGACUAAUUGUUUAGAGAGUGAACUACAAACAAUGAAAAAUCUUCUUAGACAGAGAGAAGAAGAAGUGGAAAUGCUAAAAAAAGAAAGGGAGGUAAUGUUGAUUUCUCAUCAGAACAAAACAGAGCAGCUGCAGGGAGCAUUAAAACAGAAGAUGCAGAAUGAAGACAACUGGAAGAAAAAGAUUGAAACUAACCUAGCUAAAUCUCAAGCACAACACAAAGAAGAGAUUCUCAUACUCAAGGAAGAAGCUAGGAUAAAACUAGACACUGAAAGACAAAAACACCAAGAAUUAAUCAGCAAGUAUCAAAAAGAUAAGGAAGAGUUACAGAAAAAGGUCCCUGAAUUAAUAUCCAGGGCCACGGAUGGCCUAAGUGUAGAAGUGGAAAUUCUUGAAAAGAAACUACAAGCAGCACAAAACAAACUGACAGAAAAGAACAGAGAUAUGGAAAAAGAAAUUCAAAGCCUUAAAAGACUGAAUACUGAACUUGAGUUUCAGCUUAAGAAGGAACAAAAGAGCAAUGAUUCGCUUUUGGAGCGUAUGAGGAAAGAAAUUAAAAAGAAGUCAGAUGAACUGGAAAAAAUAACCCAGGAACAAACCCAGCUGCUUCAGAAUUUGAGUCAGGCUGAAGAAGAGAACUCUCUUCUCCAGGAAACAGUGCGCAGGGAGUGUGAGGAACGCUAUGGACUAACUGAAGCAUUGACUCAAGCCAGAGAACAAAUACUGGAACUGAAGACACUCAGUGGAAACUUCCCAUUGUCACAGUGUUCUCUCACUCAGGGCAGCAUAACCUCCUGUGCUGCACUGGUCAAUAGUUAUGGGCAGAAAAACCUUACAAAUCCAAAUUCUGGGAAGGAAAUCAAACUCUCAGAGCUGUGUGGCAUUUCAAGAGCUGCUAAUACACCAACAUCCAAUAAGCACAAGAGCAAUGGUGAUGUGGGUUUACCAGUUCUAACUCCACCACAUCCUCCUAGGGGAAGAGCAUCUCUGAAUGAAUCCAGGAGCAGAAUAACUGCAAUUAUAAGGAGACAACUGAGUCAGCUUUAAUAUAUAGAAAUGACAAGGACAGAUUGUUUUAUAUCUCUGUGUAGCACAGGAAAGACCCUUCAGUGCAUCAUGUAGUCACUUAGUGGUGUAUCAUAGGGGCAUAAAUGACUCAGAAGUUCUUUCUUGAAGAUUAGUGCAUUUCUAUUUUUCAAGAACUUAAAACUAAGCUAAAACUUACUUUCAGAUACAUAUCUCACAACACAGGGAGAGCAUAUAUGGCAAAAUUGUAACUAAAUUAUUCGCAAAAUUAUUUUCCCCUAAAUCACCCUUUUGUCUGUGUUUUUCUGUUUCAGUGUUACCCAGUAAUUACAUCACUAGCUACUAGUUUACAAAAUUGCCAAAUUUUGCCACUCUUUCGUUCUUGCAGAUUGCCUUAUUUAAGCCAUGAGACGAACUAAUCAUGGAGUAACAUAUUACUCAGCAGGAGAGACAUUGCAGAAUCUAAGCCUGAAGAACAGACAAAACACUGUCAGGGUAACACCCUCCCACCUAAUUGUCUAUCAGUUCUUAACCCAUUCUAACAAAUGUGUAGCACCACUAAUGCAGGGCAGUGUAGUGAUUUGGACUAGGUCUUCAACUGAUGUAAAUUGGCAUAAGGUCAUUGCAGUCCAUGGAGCUGUGCCAAUUUAGGCAUAUGAGAACCUAGAAGUAAACUCUUUUAAACUCUUUCCUUCAGAGAAAAAUCUCUGAAUAAAAACCAUCACAGACUCCAAAGCCAGUGUUCACCUGUACCUGUGGCAGGACAUAAAGUUUUCAUAGUUUCA
Messenger RNA from Alligator sinensis (Chinese alligator), 8672 nucleotides. RefSeq names its product leucine, glutamate and lysine rich 1 (gene LEKR1). The transcript has 14 exons. The record is from RefSeq and is a predicted model, not a curated record. The coding region runs from base 5863 to 7908 and encodes 681 amino acids. NCBI's taxonomy places the organism in Eukaryota, Metazoa, Chordata, Crocodylia, Alligatoridae.